GUGGAGGGAGAGUCGGUUGUGUUUGAGCAUUGGGUAACUGCAGCAGCAGCAGCAGCAGCAGCAGAGAAGCUCUGUGUUUCACCGCGGAGAGGUCGGUUCAAAGGAUUUAGGAGCAGAGCUACAGGAAAACAAGCAGACUCAGUGUGUUCUCAGCUGGAGGAUAAUCAAAGAGUCUGCGCCUGGUUGCUGCUGGGCCUGAAGAUACACGCUUUGCACAUUUAUUUCAUUAUUUAUUUAUUUAUUUUUUGCAUACAAUAAACAGUGAGCACAAGCAAGUCUCUGCUUGGACCCAGGUCUGUAGGUUAAUCAUGGGAUCAGUCAAGCCCUUCCUACUCCUCCUGCUGCCCCUGAUGUUUUUCAACCGACUAUCACAGCUGUGGGCCUUUCCAUUCAGCCCAUCCUUGGACCUGGAUGUCACUGCGAGAACUACCGUCUUCUCAAAAGGUCUGCUGGGCAGCACCCGUUUCAUCGGCUCUUCCCGAAACUACAGCACCCUGCUGUUGGAGGAGGAGGCCAGGCUGCUGUAUGUGGGAGGCAGAGGAGCACUCUACGCUCUCAACACAUCCAGCAUCUCCACACCUGCAAACUUCACAAUUGAUUGGGAUGCUUCCCCUGAACAGAAGAAGCAGUGCCUAAACAAAGGCAGAGACAAUCAGACAGAGUGUUACAACCACAUCCGCUUUCUGCAGCGAUACAAUGAGACUCACCUGUACGUCUGUGGAACGAACGCCUUCAGACCGCUCUGUGCUUAUAUCGAUGCAGAGCGUUUCAGCUUCUCCUCAGGUUUUGAGGAAGGCAGAGACAGGUGUCCGUAUGACCCAGCAAAGGGAUUCACCGGCCUCAUCGUAGAUGGUGAGAUGUUCACAGCCUCUCAGUACGAGUUUCGCAGCUCUCCAGAUAUUCGCAGAAACUUUCCAUUCCCCACACUCAGGACAGAGGAGGCGCCCACCCGGUGGCUUCUGGAGGCAAAUUUCGUGGGCUCUGUGCUGCUGAAGGAGAGCAUCAACAGCUCUAUCGGUGAUGAUGACAAGAUUUACUUCUUCUUCACUGAGAGAAGCCAGGAGCAGAUUGCCUACCCGAGCCAGACCAAGGUGUCCAGGGUCGCCAGAGUAUGCAAGACUGACUGGGGAGGCCAGAGGACUUUGCAGAGGAAGUGGACCUCGUUCCUCAAGGCUAGAAUGGUGUGCUCAGUCCCAGAGUAUGAGCUGCACCUCAAUAUCCUGCGUGACGUGUUCGUCCUGCAGGAGCGAGACGCUCGCAGCAGCAUUUUUUAUGGUAUCUUUGGUCUGGAAUGGAAGAAUAUCAAAGCGUCUGCUAUCUGCCAGUACGCCUUCUCAGAUGUGCAGAAAGUUUUCGAAGGGCCGUACAUGGAGGUGCAAGACUCAAAAUGGAGGGAGUACACAGGAAAAGUCCCAGAUCCAAGACCCGGCUCUUGUAUAACAGAUCUGCACAGGUCCCAGAACAUCAAUUCGUCUCGAGAUCUCCCAGACAAUGUCCUCACCUUCGCCAGAAGGCACCCGCUGAUGGCCAAACAGGUGCACCCAAUAGGUGUGCGCCCCCUCAUGUUCAAAAGAAGUGUCAACUAUGUCAAGAUAGCAGUGCACAAAGAGCCGGCACUGGAUGGAAAUAUUUACACUGUUCUGUUUUUGGGAACUGAUGACGGCUGGCUGCAUAGAGCUGUGGACAUCGAUGGAGAAAUGCAUAUCAUAGAAGAGCUGCAGCUGUUUGAUGAACCACAGCCCAUAGAGAGCCUGGUCAUCUCCUCAGCUCUGAGGAGUGUCUAUGUUGGGUCGCACUCUGGAGUCGUGCAGGUACCGAUGUCAGCCUGCAAGAGGUACACUUCCUGUUAUGACUGUGUGUUCGCCAGAGACCCCUUCUGCGGCUGGGAUGGGAAAGUGUGUGUGGAAAUAUCUUCACGUGCACAAAAGUCGAACCUAACCCAGGAUAUCUUGAGAGGGGUCAGGGGCUGCAAGGAGAAUUCAGGAAAUGUGGUCCAUCGGAGGCGUUCUGUGAUGUCGGGUGACGACGUGCUACUCCAGUGUGAACUACGCUCCAACCUGGCAACUCCACGCUGGACACUAAACGGCAGGGAGCUCCAGGGAUACGACCUCAAUUCGGGCUAUCGGAUCGGCACAGAUGGCCUCCUGAUAAUCGGAGCUCGCACCCAGCAGAGCGGCAUUUACCGCUGCUUUGCUCUCGAGAACUCAGUCUCAGUUCUGGUCUAUCUCUACACAGUAAGGGUUCACACAGAGCCGUACUUCCCUGUGGAACCCACAGCCACUACUAACCCCACUACAAUUUCCAGCCCGACUGUUUUCUCUACCGGCAGCCCCACUGAGCAGCCCUUGCCCUCGCCUCCUGCCCCACUUCCUUCAAGACCUGAGUUUCAGACCUACAGACACAUGGAGGCCGUGUACAUCUCUCUGGUGGCGGUUCUCGGUGGGCUUUGCUUGGUGUUGACUGUGGUCCUUCUUUAUGUAAGCUUCUGCACUAGACGAGCCUCUCAGGAUCGGAAGUUCUCCCAGCAAGGUCUCCAAGUCCUAGGUGCCUCUGAGAGAAAAAGGAGCUCCCACCUUGAACUUAAAACCAUCUCAAGCCACUGCAAUGGCCGUCAGGGUCGUCGGUCCAUCUCAGUGCCGAGCUUUGGGGACCUAGGUGAUGGCUUCCUCCAGAUAGUGCCAGGUGAAGGCCAGAUGUCUCCAGCUAAAACACCUCCUCCGGCUCCUCCUCUUCCCAUGCCACCCCCGCUUCCCAACAUGGACUAUGCCAACGGGCUCUCGGCCACUCUGCCCAGCGUGCUGAGGAAGAUGAACGGAAACAGCUACGUGCUGCUGAGGCAGGCCGACCCUGACGGUAUGUCCCCGCUCUACCAUUCCUUCACAGAGGAGCUCAACAGGAUCCUGGAGAAAAGGAAACACACACAACUGGACUUGCAACCCGAUGAGAGUUCCAUCUAGGACACCCCUCUUAUGCUUCAUCCCACUGUUAUUUAUUUUUACCCUAGAGGUGAUCCGUACUUGUGGGGAAAAAUGACUAUUUUAUGAAGUGCUGCUCUUAAUUGCACAGAGUACCUGCAGGUCAUGUCAUAACUUGGUCAGAAAUAUUCAGCCUGUUGUGUCUUCGGUGACAAAUGGCCCAGGAUUUCACUAAUCAGAGACUGCUAAAAUGUGGAGCUGUGAAAAAUUGCUACAACCAAGGAGCUUAAAGAUGAUACCUAAAGUGCAGACUCUCUGGAAGUUUCUGAAAGAUGGCAGUCAGAUGACAAAAAAGCCAAUGUUACAAAAUAGGACAUGGAUACAAAAACUAAAUUAGGCCAGGAGGUGAUCAAGCAUUUCCGAGACUGUGGAGAGAUUCAAGAAGUUUUAUAACCAUGUAAUAUUAGGUAUCUGUGGAGCUUAAAGUCAUAGUUCAUCCAAACAUGCUAAGCAUUAGGCUAUUUUGUAUAAAUAAAUUAAAAACAUGGCCUAAGAACAGUAGCACCUAAUGUGCUUACAGCUUUACCACCCAGUCCUGUGUAUGAAGAUGCACCUUUUUGUUGCUUGUGACUGUGUUUGUGGACUGGUAUCAUCACAAACUGCACAGUGAGCCUUUCUAUGAGGCAGAUGGUAAAAGAAGCUUUUUCAAGUGGCUUUUUUGAGAAGUCCUAAAAACAUAUUGAUGAGGAAGAUUACAAAACGGCAAAUGAAACAAUCCAUGCUCUUAGGAUGAACAAGGUCAUCACGGCUUAAGUAAGGAGGCAUCCAUGCCCCCUCUCGUCUUUUUUUAAUUUUUAUAAAUGCACUAACCUACCAAACUAAAGACUAAUAAAAGACCUAUGUGGUGUGAAGGUAAAGUUCUGUGUAUGCCCAGCAAAAUAAAAAGCUACAAGAGAUUUAAAUUUGACCAAUCUCUCCUUCAAGAAUAUCGCUUUAGGAAGCAUUACGGCACUUUGAAUGUGGCUGUUACUUUUAGGUUGCUGCUUGGAAGUCCCAUUAAACCCUCUUGCAGCUCUGGUUCUGUGAUGUGUGUUGUCGAAACUGGAACCGAUCAUCUUGGAUUUUUUUAGGAGAAGAGGAUAAUGUCAGAGGCAAUCAAAUCUGGCAUGUGUGGCAGGUGUUUAGCACGGAUUUUGUUGCUGUGGCUAAAAAAAAAGAUUUUCUAUAGCCUGUUUAGAUGGUUCAUACCAGAUGUCAUCUCUCACAUGCUUCAGGAGGUUAAAGUAAAUAUCAGUGUUGGAAAACGCUCCCUGAGAAAUGACUAAACAUUGAAAAACCCCACAAAUGUCUCGUGGCAGCACCACCUUUGUGCUUGGACACUGUGGACUCUUCCAGCGAAAGCUACUCUUUGGAUUCUGGAUGUAACCAAAGACCAAGUUUGCAUCAACAGUAAUCAGCUGGAUCACACAGCAGCUGAUGUUUGCUGCUCUGUGAAAUUCUAGAUACAAAAGUGCAAGCGUUCAUAACGGGACUUUUGGAGGAGCGUGCUAAAAAUAGCUACCCUGGAAGUGAUCCAGAUGUGCACAACAAGAUGACCUUGAAGGGGAGAUUAGCCUAAUUAAAUCAGGUAUAAAUUUAGAUUUAUAUUGAUUGAGAUGAGCAGCAAGCCUUGUAUAUUUUUAAACUGCCUUGAAUGGAGGUAGAGUAUUAAUCCAUAUUUUCACAAAAUUAAUUGUUUGUGUGAAAUAUUGAGCAUAUGGAAAAAUGAGUGAAAGCUGAGCACACAAAGCUCCAGGAAUGGGUUUUGAGUGGCUUGUCAUGUUUCAAACCACUUUUUCUAUGAUGCAUGUCCUUUGCAGAGAUGUAACGAAUGAUUAUUUUCCUAUGAUUUCUCACUUUAGGAUCUGAAAGCUGUGAAUGUUUGGCAUUUUUGCUCGAUAAACAACAUUUAUCUUCUCUGUUAAGCCAUCGGCCACAAUCAUUGUAAUAACUAAAAUGUUGACUUUAGUAAAAGUAUCACUUUAAGAAUCCAGUUUUGAUACAGCACACUAGAUCACAGAUUUUAAGACAAGUCUUACAUUUUAGUGUAUUUAUUUAAGCCACUUUCCCCCCUUGAUUUUUCCUCAUGUAAAUAGCAAUAAAUAUACACCACUGUUGCAACCGUUAGUAGCAUAGUGUGCUGUGCCAGUGCCAAUGGAAAAACCUGUAGCAAACUUGGAACUAUUUUUUUCCCUGUAGUAUUUCUAUUUUUAGCCUCUCUGUGGGAAAAGAGAUAAAACUUUAUGAAAGUAAACAUGCAGACUAUUAAAGGAGCAGUCAGCGUGGUGGUCAGAUUGAUUGGUUUUUGCUGUAGAUCACAGACUGGCUUCAGGGUUGUGGAGGCGAACCAGGAACCACAAACUGAUGAAAUCCUAUAAAGAAAAUUUUUAGAUGCUGUUUUAUAUUUAUAUUUAAGGCCUGUUUUCUGAAUAACAUUGACUGUUUUACUUUCUCUCAAAACAUCAAGAACAUGGUUUCAUACAAAAACAGGUGAAAAAAACAAACAGAAAUCACUUGGAUUUCUACAGCAAAAAUUAAAAAAAGUUCUAGUCAUCUAUCUCUUAAAACAACGCUGAGAGCCAGGCUCACAUUUGUCCUCUGCUUUGCUAAAGCUGCACGUGGCAAGUUGCCAAACCCAAGUGGAGAAGACCUUCACACAUGCAGCCCACAAAAGCAUCCUCAGUGUUUACCUGACAUUAGUGCAAUGCCAAAACAACAAGAACUGCAGCCUUCACUGUAUUUCCUCAACAAGGUGAACAACGCUAUGAUUAAAUGCUACGUGUAUAUCUUACGGGGAAGUGACUGAAAUGAAUCUCUGAGCUUUUUGUAAACGUGUCACGGCCAGUGGUAAAUAAAGAUCCGUCUUUGCUGCAAAGUGUUGAAUCAGCUCUCGUAGCUUCAGCACAAGCAGCGGCCCUCUCUGGUGACUCUCAUUGUUUAUCUGUCAGACAGCGAGAGCCAUGUUUGGCUCACCUCCACGAGGGGAGGACAGCAGCUUCUUGUCUGUUUGCAUGCCUCGCUGUCAUCUCUGCAGGUACAUCCAGCCACAAAACAUUUGACCUGCGUGUCCUGGUUAGUCAUGCAGGAAACAGAUGGCGAUACUAGUAGACAGGAGAUGUUUUGCACUUGCAGGUCUUCUCGUGUGUCUUGUACUUUGGCAUCAUGGAUUUUUCAUUCUUUUUUUUUUUGCUGAGGAUAAUAUAGUCCAGGCAGUCCACUCUAUGCAAAUAGAGGUAGAAGAAAUUCUCUGUGACUAAAGAACCACAUUAAUUCAAUCAAAUCAAAGCACUUAACUGAUUGCAUGCUUGCAUAUUAAGCUGGUCUUUUAAAACUAUGCACUACAGAUUUUUUGGCAAUCCAUGUGCACCCAGCCACAUCAUGAUUAUUGCUUAAGAGAAACUCUGCAAAAGUGCGCAUGUUAUAUUCCCCAGGAAGUCUGUGGCAUCUGGGGAAGCGACAGAAGAAGUCUCUGGGUGAUUCAGGAACAAAACAACAUUUUUUUUUAAAUUAAGUAAAGUCAGAACCAUGGCCAAGCUGCUAUCGCCACAUAAAAGUAAAAAGAAUGCGACAAAAUUUAGUAGCCUGUAACUAAAAGGGAAAUUAAUUAAAUAGCUGGCAAACUGCACGCACAAAUCUCCAUGAGCUCAUACACUGCAAACAGAAAUACACUAAAAGACUGAGGUUCUCCUCUCCCCCUGCCUCCGCUUAAAUACUCCCAGGCUUAAUUGCUGAGUGGAUUCAGCUGCAAAGGGCGGUGCAUACGAUUGGAGAGAGCGUAAAACACACAGACAGACACACAGACAGGCAAAAGCUUCAGUGUGCUUUUAUUACAGUACAUAGCAUCAUUAUGUGACAGCACAAAUAAGCUGUUCUAAAUGGGCAUAUUUGCAUUUAGUAUCGGAUCAGUACCACUAUCAUCCAAACCUUGAUCUGACUGUUUUUUUGUACUUUAGUGUCAGCGUUAAAGGCUUUUCAGUUUGUUUUUGCCAGAAGCCACAAGUCCAUUUUUACUGUAUCCUAGUAAAAUAAUAAUCUUGUUACACCCUGUAUCCAUAAGCAAUGCAGUGGACAAAUUUAAAGGUUACAAUGACCUGCUUUUAUAUAUUUUAAAUGCCAUAUAUAUGCUUUGAACCUACAGUAUGUGGUAAAAACCUGAACUUAAAGUUCUUACUUCAUACUUUCUCCCAAACUUUGCCACUUCAUCUUCUGUUUUCUCCCAUUUCUGAUCAGCCCUUUAUAAAAAAGCAAAAAAAAAAAACACUCCACAUGUUUUGAUCAUAAUCUUCUGUCCUCAACUCUUUCCAUCUCUGCUGCCUCUUUUAUUACCACUGCUCAUCACUUCUACAUGGCAGCAUCAUCUGUAACCCUCACCGCUCACAUUCACAUUCGCUUCUCAAGGACCCGGCUGAAUUUCCAAAUGGUCACAGUGGCCUCUAAUCAAUUAAAGCCGGCUUUUAAAAGAGCCCUCGAGUUUGUGUUUUUGAACAUGUGGGAAUUCAAGUAACAAUUGGAUUUUCUGUAGCAGUUUAAGACGCUGUUAUGUUAUGAAGCUCUCAAUCCGACAGCUUAAGCAUUCAAAGGGAUGUUUUAUGUUUCUCUUGUUAGCUUGUAUAGUUUCAAAUAAUGACAAGCUCAAGCUUCAGACUGCUAUUUACAUUUACUUUCUGACAGUUUCCGACUCUUAGAUCUAUAUGAUGUCAGAUAGGGCUGAUAACCCUAAUAUGGCAUCUCAUGUACAGAAGCUCCACCCACCUGCUGCUAGUCAAUCAAUCAGAGGGCAGCUGGCUUAAAGAGAGAGGCUAAAACAACUUGUUUCCAGACAAGACAAGACAGGCCCAGCAUAAGACAAGUAGGAUAAUUUUAGACUCUGGUUUAUGCAAAGGUACUGGAAGUUGCAUAAUAGGCCCACGGUAUAUAUUUAAAUCAAAAUUGUACAGUGUAAAAUGUUUUUGUUUUAUUUUUUUGCUGGUUAACAUUUAAUUUCAAUAAAAUGUGUAAAAUAAUUGCAGCUUCUACUGUGUUCAACAUGUUUGUGUUAUAUAGAAUUUUUUCUUGUAAAUGUCUGGGUAUUACUGAACAUAGUGGAAGUUUCACCUGAAUCUAAAGUCAUUACUGCUGCUAUUUCACUGUCAUUCAAGGGCAAUUCGUUUACAAUAAACACUCUAUUUUGUA
Molecule: messenger RNA, 8126 nt
Organism: Haplochromis burtoni (Burton's mouthbrooder)
Lineage: Eukaryota; Metazoa; Chordata; Actinopteri; Cichliformes; Cichlidae
Gene: sema4gb
Product: sema domain, immunoglobulin domain (Ig), transmembrane domain (TM) and short cytoplasmic domain, (semaphorin) 4Gb
Exons: 15
Coding region: 309-2957 (882 amino acids)
Biological process (GO): neural crest cell migration; axon guidance; positive regulation of cell migration
Molecular function (GO): semaphorin receptor binding; chemorepellent activity
Source: RefSeq, a predicted model, not a curated record